UUCAAUGUGAGAGCAAAAAGUGCGUGUGGUGCGGCCAUGGAAAUCUACCGACUUACCUGGGUGUCUGUAUUAAUUACGGGUGCUGUUGGUUCUCCUUUUCUUGUGCAGAUGCCAUCUUCACUGAAGGUUACCACUGGAGAGCCUUUCUCAUUGAACUGCUCCCUAAGAAAUGGCCGCCUAGAUCCUGACUAUCUUUGGUAUCGUGGCUUCAACAGGAGCACAGCAAGCGUUGUACCAAGCCACAGUGGCAGGAUGUUCUACAGCUCAGAUGAAAACGGUGCAAGCCUAAGAGUAACUGGCUCCCGUCGAGCCGACUCGGGCCAGUAUUUUUGCGCAGUAUCGCAUAAUGGAGAGAAGAUUUUUAGUGAUGGCACGCAGGUGUAUGUGAAAGAUAGCAGGUGUCUGGCCAUGGCGUAUACCUUUCUGAAUGCGGCGAAACUGCUACUUGUGUUAACUGUCAGUGUGGAGCUUCUGUGUUUGGCAAAGUACAAAAAAAUAAAUCCGCAGAGGAAGAAAAGGCAAUUCAACAUGGAGAUGCACAGCCACGAAGAAACCUGCGAUGACACUGCAAUGACUGAAAUACAAACAUAAUAAGUAAAUUGUGUAGUAGCCAUGUUCUUGAAACACGGCAUUGUUCUACUUAUACUAAAUGACCACAUUCUUAAAUUCAUUUUCUUGUACACUGUAUAUAUACAGA
Molecule: messenger RNA, 697 nt
Organism: Polypterus senegalus (gray bichir)
Lineage: Eukaryota; Metazoa; Chordata; Cladistia; Polypteriformes; Polypteridae
Product: tyrosine-protein kinase receptor TYRO3-like
Exons: 3
Coding region: 37-591 (184 amino acids)
Source: RefSeq, a predicted model, not a curated record